Messenger RNA from Morone saxatilis (striped sea-bass), 9974 nucleotides. RefSeq names its product ubiquitin specific peptidase 34 (gene usp34). Gene Ontology annotation, molecular function: cysteine-type endopeptidase activity; calcium ion binding; cysteine-type deubiquitinase activity. NCBI's taxonomy places the organism in Eukaryota, Metazoa, Chordata, Actinopteri, Moronidae. Gene Ontology annotation, biological process: protein deubiquitination; homophilic cell-cell adhesion. Gene Ontology annotation, cellular component: cytosol; plasma membrane; nucleus. The record is from RefSeq and is a predicted model, not a curated record.
UUUUCAACAUGGCUACCGGGUCUGCUCUCUCAUGUAACGCUCAGAUUGGAGGCUGACUCGACUCUCUCUUCCUCUGCCUCCCUUUCACUUCUGCUCGCACACCAACGUCGCUCGGAUGCAAAUCCCGCUCUGCAGCCUCUCCGUCUCCCCCCGGGUGUCCCUCGGUGGAAUAACCUUCCCCAAUCACUCCCUCCACCGGGCCUUUUCUCACCCCCCCAAAAAAACAACCAACUGCCAGCCAACAACAGUUUCUGCCAGCGCCAUGGUUUGAGUCAAGGUGCGCUCCGCUUCAUGAGACAAUGUGCGAAAACUGCGCCGAGCUGGUGGAGGUUUUAAAUGAAAUAUCGGAUGCAGACAGCAGUGAAGGAGGCUUCCAGCUGAAGAAGGAACAUGCCCUGCGAGUGCUGGGCUACAUCAGCUCCUGGACGCAGAGACAAUGUCUCUGCUGCUUCAAGGAGUACAAGCACCUGGAGGUCUUCAACCAGCUGGUCUACGCCCUCAUCAACCUGGUCAUCGCUCAGAUCAGCAGCCUGAGAGACCGCCUCUGCAGCGUCCAGGACCACACUCACAAAGGAGGCGUGUCUGGGACUGAUGGGGUGGGGUCCGAUUGGAGUGGGGGCGAGACUGCACCCGGGGCCCUCGCCCAGCCGUCCUCACCUGGGGAGGACGAACCUGUGAAUGUGGAGAGAGACUCUGCCGAAGAGGAUGCUGACGCCCCCGACCUGAACCAGAAUAAGACCCAGGGUCAGGGGGCCAACCAGCCAUGUGAAGCCCAGAUGGAAGCGCUGGGGCCUGGGGAGGGCGGCAGUGGGUCUGGGGGUGGUGAUGGUGGUAUCGGAGGAAACAGUGACAGCCAGGACCCGUUCAGCUCCUGGAACACAGAGGAGAGGGAGAAACUGCUGUUGUGUGCCGCCAAGAUCUUCCAGAUCCAGUUCCCUCUCUACACAGCCUACAAACACAACACACACCCCACUAUAGAGGACAUAUCUGCUCACGAAAGCAACAUCCUCGGCUCCUUCUGCGACAUGAACGACGUGGAGGUGCCUCUGCAUCUGCUGCGUUACGUCUGUCUGUUCUGCGGGAAGCACGGCCUCUCCCUGAUGAAGGAGUGCUUCGAGUCGGGCACUCCAGAGAGCCUCCCCUUCCCCAUCGCCCACGCCUUCAUCACCAUCGUCUCCAAUAUCCGAAUAUGGUUGCACAUUCCUGCGGUCAUGCAGCACAUCAUACCGUUCCGCACCUAUGUAAUACGGUAUCUGUGUAAGCUGUCGGACCAGGAGCUGCGGCAGAGUGCAGCGCGCAACAUGGCCGACCUGAUGUGGAGCACGGUGAAGGAGCCGCUGGACAGCGCGCUGUGCUUCGACAAGGAGAGCCUGGACCUCGCCUUCAAAUACUUUAUGUCCCCCACGCUCACCAUGAGGCUGGCAGGACUCAGCCAAAUCACAAACCAACUCCACACCUUCAAUGACGUCUGCAACAACGAGUCACUGGUGUCCGACACAGAAACGUCCAUAGCGAAGGAGCUAGCUGACUGGCUGAUCCACAACAAUGUGGUGGAGCACAUAUUCGGACCAAAUUUGCACAUUGAGAUCAUUAAACAGUGCCAAGUGAUCCUGAACUUCUUGGCUGCAGAGGGCCGACUCAGCACGCAGCAUGUGGACUGUAUUUGGGCAGCAGCUCAGCUGAAACACUGUAGCCGUUACAUCCACGACCUUUUUCCUUCACUCAUCAAAAACCUGGACCCAGUGCCUCUCCGCCACGUCCUCAACCUGGUGUCAGGCCUGCACCCCAGCGCACACACCGAGCAGACGUUGUACCUGGCCUCCAUGCUGAUCAAGGCUCUGUGGAACAACGCCCUCGCAGCCAAAGCCCAGCUCUCCAAACAGAGCUCCUUCGCCUCCCUGCUCAACACCAACAUCCCCAUGGGCAACAAGAAAGGUUCACCAGCCGCCAGUCCGGACAGCAGUGACAACAGCGACACGCAGCACAGCGGAGGCAGCGACAUGGAGAUGGACGACCAGAUGAUGACCGGCAGCAAGAGGAGCCAGCAGAGGCUGUCUGACACAGAGGAGUCGAUGCAGGGCAGCUCCGAUGAGACGGCCAACAGCGUGGAGGAAGGCAGCAGCGGGCCCGGCAGCAGCAGCGGUCGCAGCGAGGCCUCCAGCAACGAAGCCGCCUCCAGCAGAGCCAGCCAAUCAGCCGGGAGCCCCGGCAGCGAGAUGCACUCUGACGACAUGGCGGACAGCGAGGCCUUAAAGGAGGAGGAGGAGGACGAUGAAGAGGAAGACGACGAGGAGGACGAUGACGAUGAUGAGGAGGACGAAGACGAAGGGAACCGGUCGGCUGCCGAAGGCGGGCAGCAGAAGGAGCCCAGGGAGCAGACGGAGUCGAGGAAGAGGAAGGCGGGGGAGGCGCUCGGCGAGGGGUCGAGCCAGGGGGCGGGGCCCAGUGGUUCAGGGGGCGGGGCCAAGCCCAAAGUUCUCCCCUUCAACCCAGAGACUUCUGCUGUCAUGGUUACGGCAGCAUCAACGUCACUGGAGGGCCGGAUGAGGAUGUUGGACUCGUGUUCUGCGUCGUCCUCUGCUCGGCCCGAUGGGACGGAGCCCCAGCAGCAGCCCUCAGACAUCGGCCCCUCACAGAUGGUCCAGGGGCCUCAGGAACCCCCGUGCCUGCCGCGGCCCGGGGACUUCCUGGGGGAGGCCAUGGGCAGCGAGCUCUUUAACUGCCGGCGCUUCAUUGGCCCACAGCACCACCACCAUCACCAUCAUCACCACCACCAUCAUGAAGGUCCCAUGGUGGAGGACAUGCAUGACGCCGACGACGUGAGCCCGGUGCGGCAGCUCCAGAUUCAUCUGUCUGAGGGUCUGAUCAAUGAAGCAGAAAAGCUGUUGUGUUCACUCGUCUGUUGGUUCACUGACAGACAGAUCCGAAUGCGCUUCAUCGAGGGUUGCCUUGACAACUUAGCCCACCACAGGUCUGUUGUGGUUUCCUUGCGUCUAUUACCCAAACUUUUUGGCACUUUUCAGCAAUUUGGCUCCAGCUAUGACACCCACUGGAUCACCAUGUGGGCUGAGAAGGAGCUGCACAUGAUGAAGCUGUUCUUUGACAACCUGCAGCACUACAUCCAGGAGGUCCGGGAACACCGGCACAAGUUUGCACUGUACAGCCACAGUGCGGAGGUCCAGGUCCGACUACAGUUCCUCACCUGCGUCUUCUCCACACUGGGAUCUCCAGACCACUUCAGGCUGAGUCUGGAGCAGGUGGACAUCCUGUGGCACUGCCUGGUGGAGGACGUCGAGUGCUACGACGACGCGCUGCACUGGUUCCUCAAUCAGGUCCGCAGCAAGGACCAGCAUGCUAUGGGCAUGGAGACCUACAAACAUCUGUUCCUGGAGAAGAUGCCCCAGCUGAAGCCAGAGACUAUCAGCAUGACUGGCCUCAACCUCUUUCAGCACCUCUGUAACUUAGCCCGCCUCGCCACCAGUGCUCUGGACAACGCCUCCAGCUGUGAGCUGUGUGGGAUGGACCAGCUGUGGGGGAUCGCUCUGAGAGCUCAGUCUGCUGAUAUCAGCCGCGCUGCCAUCCAGUACAUCAACUCCUACUACAUCAACGCUGGUAAGACGGGCCUGGAGAAGGAGCAGGAGUUCAUCAGGAAGUGUAUGGAGAGUCUGCUGAUGGCUUCAGCCAACCUGGAGAAGGACGCCCACUCCAGCCUGACCAGCAUCGAGAGGGGGCUGCUCAUGCUCAAAACACACCUGGAGGCCUUCCGACGCAGGUUUGCGUACCACCUGCGGCAGUGGCAGAUCGAGGGGACGGGGAUCAGCAGCCACCUGAAGGCUCUGAGCGACAAACAGUCUCUGCCGCUCAGGAUCGUCUGUCAGCCCGCCGGCCUUCCUGACAAGAUGACGAUCGAGAUGUACCCCAGCGACCAGGUAGCAGACCUGCGAGCUGAGGUGACCCACUGGUACGAGAACCUGCAGAAGGAGCAGAUGAACCAGCAGGCUCAGCUGCAGGAGUUCGGCCAGAGCGGCCGGCAGCCAGGAGACUUCCCAGGUGGUUUGAUGGGACCAGUCAGGAUGAUCUCCUCCGGCCACGAGCUGACCACAGACUACGACGAGAAGACUCUGCAUGAGCUGGGCUUCAAAGACAUGCAGAUGGUGUUUGUGUCCCUGGGAGCUCCGCGGAGGGAGAGGAAGGGGGAGGGCAUCCAGCUGCCGGCCUCCUGUCUGCCUCCUCCCCAGAAAGAGCACAUCCCAAUGCUGCUGCUCCUCCAGGAGCCGCACCUCACUACACUGUUCGACCUGCUGGAGAUGCUGGCCUGCUUCAAACCGCCCAGCCCCAACACCGAGAACGUCCACGAAAACCCUGAGAGUGCGCGGUGUGAGGAGCUUCACCUCCACGCUGAGAAUCUGUCUCGUCGGGUCUGGGAGCUGCUGAUGCUUCUUCCCACGUGUCCCAAGAUGCUACAGGCCUUCCAGAACAUCUCAGACGACGCGAACGGGGAGGGUCUGUGCUGGAAGGAGCUGCUGAGGAUAAAAAGUCCCCACAAACUGCUGUACGCUCUGGAGAUCAUCGAGGCUCUGGGCAAACCUAACAGACGCAUCCACCGGGAGUCCACUGGCAGCUACAGCGAUCUGUAUCCAGACUCUGACGACUCCAGUGAGGAUCAGAUAGAAAACAGCAAGAACACAUGGAGCUGCAAGUUUGUUUCGUCUGGAGGUCUUCAGCUGCUCCUGGAGAUCUUCAAUUCGGGCAUCCUGGAGCCUAAAGACCAGGAGUCCUGGACUGUGUGGCUGCUGGACUGCCUGGCCUGCCUGCUGAAGUUGAUCUGCCAGUUUGCGGUGGAUCCCGCAGACCUGGACCUGGCCUACCAUGACGUCUUCUCCUGGUCCGGCCUCGCUGAAAGCCAACGCAAGCGGGCGUGGCCGGGCAAAUCUCGCAAGUCCACCGUAGAGCAUGGGAAAGGCCUGCACAUCCCUCGGCUCACUGAGGUGUUCCUCAGCCUCGUACAGGGCACCAACCUCAUCCAACGUUUGAUCAACGUGGCCUACACCUACGACAACCUUGCACACAGAGUUCUUAAGGCUCAGUCUGACCACAGGUCUCGUCAUGAAGUGACUCACUACUCCAUGUGGCUGCUCGUGAGCUGGGCUCACUGCUCCUCCACGGUAAAGUCCAGUCUGGCCGACAGCGACCACCUUCACGACUGGCUGAAGAAACUCACCCUGCUGGUGCCUGAGCCGGCUGUCAGACACGAGGCGUGUAACGGCCUCUACAAGCUCUCUCUGUCGGGUUUGGAGGGCGGAGAGUCCAUCAACAGAUCCUUCCUGCUUCUCGCUGCCUCCACGCUCCUCAAGUUCCUGCCUGACGCACAGGGCCUCAAACCACUGCGGGUGGAGGACUAUGAAGAGGAGCCUCUGUUACGGACGGGCUGUAAAGAAUACUUCUGGCUGCUCUGUAAACUCAUCGACAACAUCCACGUUAAAGACGCCAGCCAGAAGGUCUCUCCCUCUCUGUCGCUGGCCGGCUCGAUGCAGACCACCCUGCUGGACCUGGACGCUCUCGCCCGGCACCUCGCCGACUGCAUCAGGAGCCGUGAGAUCCUGGACCAGCAGGACGGGACGAUCGAGGACGAUGGGCUGACCGGUCUCCUGCGUCUCGCCACCAGCGUCCUCAAACACAAGCCUCCCUUCAAGUUCUCCCGCGAGGGUCAGGAGUUCCUGCGGGACGUCCACAACCUCCUCUUCCUCUUGCCCAGCCUGGCAGACCGUGCUCAGCCCAAAUGCAAGUCCCACGCUGCCCGGGCCGCCGCCUACGACCUGCUGGUGGAGACAGUGAAGGGCUCGGUGGAGAACUACCGGCUGCUCCACAACUGGGUCAUGUCACAGCACAUGCAGGCCUCUCACGCCCCGUACAAGUGGGACUACUGGCCCCACGACGACGUUCGGGCUGAGUGCCGCUUUGUGGGUCUGACUAACCUGGGAGCUACCUGUUACCUGGCCUCCACCAUCCAGCAGCUCUACAUGAUCCCAGAGGCCCGCCAGGCCGUCUUCACCGCCAAGUACGCUGAGGAUAUCAAACACAAGACCACACUGCUGGAACUGCAGAAGAUGUUCACAUAUCUCAUGGAGAGCGAACGGAAAGCGUACAACCCCCGGCCGUUCUGUAAAACGUACACUAUGGACAAACAGCCUCUCAACACCGGGGAGCAGAAAGACAUGACCGAGUUCUUCACUGACCUCAUCACAAAGAUAGAGGAGAUGUCCCAGGAGCUGAAAAACACAGUGAAGACUCUGUUUGGAGGUGUCAUCACCAACAAUGUGGUCUCUCUGGACUGUGACCACGUCAGUCAGACAGCAGAGGAGUUUUACACUGUCAGAUGUCAGGUGGCGGAUAUGAAGAACAUCUACGAAUCUCUGGAUGAGGUGACCAUCAAGGACACUCUGGAGGGCGACAACAUGUACACCUGCUCCCAGUGUGGCAAGAAGGUCCGCGCAGAGAAAAGAGCGUGUUUCAAAAAGCUGCCCCGGAUCCUGAGUUUCAACACUAUGAGAUACACCUUCAACAUGGUGACAAUGAUGAAGGAGAAGGUCAACACCCACUUCUCCUUCCCGCUGCGCCUCGACAUGACGCCCUACACCGAGGACUUCCUCAUGGGCAAAGGAGAGCGCAAAGAGGGUUUUCGGGAAGAGGGCGAAGCAAAAGUCACAGAGAGCUACGAGUACGACCUCAUCGGCGUCACGGUGCACACGGGCACAGCAGACGGUGGCCAUUACUACAGCUUCAUUAGAGACAUCGUCAACCCUCACGCCUACAAGAACAACAAGUGGUACCUGUUCAACGAUGCGGAGGUGAAGCCCUUCGACUCGGCCCAGCUGGCCUCUGAGUGCUUCGGUGGAGAAAUGACAACUAAAACCUACGACUCCGUCACUGACAAGUUCAUGGAUUUCUCUUUUGAGAAGACACACAGUGCCUACAUGCUCUUCUAUAAGAGAGUGGAGCUGGAGGAGGAGAAUGGGAAGGACUUUAGUUUUGACGUCUCUCCUGACUUACUGGAGUGGAUCUGGCACGACAACAUGCAGUUCCUCCAGGAUAAAAAUAUAUUUGAACACACAUACUUUGGUUUCAUGUGGCAGCUCUGCAGCAGCAUCCCCAGCACUCUACCAGACCCUAAAGCCGUCUCCCUCAUGACUGCUAAGCUCAGCACAUCAUUUGUCCUUGAGACUUUUAUUCACUCCAAGGAGAAGCCCACCAUGCUGCAGUGGAUUGAACUCCUGACCAAACAGUUCAACAACAGCCAGGCGGCCUGCGAGUGGUUUUUGGAUCGGAUGGCAGAUGACAACUGGUGGCCGAUGCAGAUACUCAUAAAGUGCCCCAAUCAGAUUGUCAGACAAAUGUUCCAGAGGUUGUGUAUUCACGUCAUCCAGAGGCUUCGUCCGGUUCACGCUCACCUCUACCUCCAGCCCGGCAUGGAGGACGGCUCUGACGACAUGGACGGUCCGGUGGAGGACAUCGGCAGCCGAUCCUGCGUUACUCGCUUCGUUAAGACCCUGCUGUCCAUCAUGGAGCACGGCGUCAAACCCCACAGCAAACACCUGACCGAGUACUUCGCCUUCCUCUACGAGUUCGCCAAGAUGGGAGAGGAGGAGAGUCAGUUCUUGUUGUCACUACAAGCCAUUUCUAUCAUGGUGCAUUUCUACAUGGGAACCAAAGGACCUGAGAAUCCUCAGGUGGAGGUGCUUUCAGAGGAGGAAGGAGAGGAGGAGGACGAGGAGGAAGACAUCUUGUCCCUGGCGGAGGAGAAGUAUCGUCCUGCAGCUCUGGAGAAGAUGAUCGCCCUCAUCGCUCUGCUGGUGGAGCAGUCUCGCUCUGAGAGACACCUGACUCUGUCCCAGAGCGACAUGGCGGCGCUGACCGGAGGGAAAGGCUUCCCCUUCCUCUUCCAGCACAUCAGAGAUGGCAUCAACAUCAGGCAGACCUGCAACCUCAUCUUCAGCCUCUGUCGCUAUAACAACCGCCUGGCCGAGCACAUUGUGUCGAUGCUCUUCACCUCCAUCGCUAAGCUGACUCCUGAGGCUGCUAAUCCUUUUUUCAAGCUGCUGACGAUGCUGAUGGAGUUUGCGGGCGGACCCCCGGGGAUGCCCUCGUUCGCCUCCUACAUCCUCCAGAGGAUCUGGGAGGUGAUCGAGUACAACCCGUCUCAGUGUCUGGACUGGCUGGCGGUCCAGACUCCCAGGAACAAACUGGCCCACAGCUGGGUCCUGCAGAACAUGGAGAACUGGGUGGAGCGCUUUCUGCUGGCCCACAACUACCCCCGAGUCCGCACGUCCGCGGCGUACCUCCUCGUCUCCCUCAUCCCCAGCAACUCCUUCCGCCAGAUGUUUCGCUCCACGCGCUCCCUCCACCUGCCGACCCGUGAGCUGCCGCUGUCACCCGACACCACCGUGGUCCUCCACCAGGUCUACAACCUGCUGCUGGGGCUGCUGGGACGCGCCAAGCUCUACGUAGACGCCAGCGUUCACGGCACCACCAAGCUGGUUCAGUACUUCAGCUUCAUGACCUACUGCCUCAUCUCCAAGACGGAGAAACUCAUGUUCUCUGGUUACUUUAUGGACCUCUGGAACCUCUUCCAGCCCAAACUGUCGGAGCCGGCCAUCGCCACCAACCACAACAAGCAGGCGCUGCUGUCCUUCUGGUACAACAUGUGCGUGGACUGUCCGGAGAACGUUCGCCUGGUGGUGCAGAACCCAGUGGUGACCAAGAACAUCGCCUUCAACUACAUCCUGGCCGACCACGACGACCAGGAGGUGGUGCUCUUCAACCGCGGCAUGCUGCCCGCCUACUACGGCAUCCUGCGCAUGUGCUGCGAGCAGUCGCCCGCCUUCACCCGCCAGCUCGCCUCUCACCAGAACAUCCAGUGGGCCUUCAAAAACCUGACGCCACACGCCAGCCAGUACCCCGGGGCGGUGGAGGAGCUCUUCAACCUGAUGCAGCUGUUUGUGGCGCAGCGAGCCGACAUGAGAGAAGAAGAGCUGGAAGACGUCAAACAGUUCAAGAAAACCACCAUCAGCUGCUACCUGCGCUGCCUGGACGGCCGCUCCUGCUGGACCACGCUCAUCAGAGCUAAAGAGUUACUCCAUAAAAAGUUCCUGAAGGAGGUUCAUGUUGUUCUCUGUGUCUGUAUUCAGGUAUUGGCGGUGGACCAGGUCCCUGACGGUCUGACAGCCACAGCCCAGCUCAACAUCACGGUCCAGGACUACAAUGACAACGCCCCACAGUUCCCAGCUAUCCCCGACCCCGUGUUGUUCCCCGAGGGCGACUACUCGGAGGAAGCUCCAGGAGAAGUUUUGACCAUCGUGCCCACAGACCCCGACCUCGGCCCCAACGGAGAGGUCACCCUCUCCCUCUCCUCCCCCCACCCGCUCUUCAGGUUCAGAGAGGAUGGGAUGCUGCUGGCUGUUGGCUCUCUGGAUCGGGAGAGAACGGACACGUAUGAGCUGUUGGUUACGGCCUCAGACAAAGGCAGCCCACAGAGAGAGAACGUCACCACCAUCAGAGUGAGCCUCACCGACGUCAAUGACAACACGCCUGAGUUCAGCUCCAGCAGCUACGUCAGCAGCCUCCUGCUGAAAGACGCAGCGAAGGGGAAGCUGCUGCUGACGCUGGCGGCCACCGACAGAGACGCUGGGGACAACUCGCUCAUCACCUACAGUUUCUCUGCAGGAAGUUCUCCAUAUUUGGCCUUAAACAGUGAGACCGGGGAUGUGACCUUGACCUCUGACCUUGCUGAUGUCACAGAGGACACCACGCUGGUGCUGACAGCCAUGGCUAAAGACCACGGCCGGCCUCCACUCAACUCCACAGUGUUGUUGGGUGUAACGCAAGCCCGCGUCCGGGAUCAAUCUGACGGGGGGGGUAGCAGCCUGGUGGAGGGGCGUGGCAUUCAGGAACCCCUCCUACAACUUCUAGCCUACUGA